This is a messenger RNA of Lindgomyces ingoldianus, 834 nucleotides long. RefSeq lists its product as uncharacterized. The coding region runs from base 1 to 834 and encodes 277 amino acids. The record is from RefSeq and is a predicted model, not a curated record. Lineage: Eukaryota; Fungi; Ascomycota; Dothideomycetes; Pleosporales; Lindgomycetaceae. The transcript has 9 exons.
AUGAAGGUCGAGUACGGUUCCGGGGCGAGCGGAGCAGCCCGUUUCAUGACGCGAAGUUGGCCCUUCAACCACAUCUCAGAGAAUCAAAGAGUCCAACCCGUUCCCAAUGCCACCUUAACUCCAGUGGUGGUCAGUCGAGGCGACACACUCAUAACCCGGCUCAAUAUCGCAAUUCACAAAAUGAAUACAAAUGGACCAGAACCUUCUUCUCAUGAAUCCUCCCAGCCGGAAUGCAAUUCCAGUACUCUUGCAUCUUCCGUCUCAAACAUGUGUGCUGGAGGGUCACACGCUCUUUCGAGGCUUAACCGGACCAACUACAAUGCUGUGGCUAGUGAGGUCACGUUUUUAGAACCGUCUACGGAACAUUCGUCGAGCGUGGCGCAGCAGCGCAAAACCUCCUCGUCAAUCGAUCCUCCAGAGGGUAUAGCUCAUGAGAUAAGUUCGAUGCUUCAAUCGAAGCCAUGUAUUUUCAACCCACUCCCACAAAAUUCCCUCCACUCCUAUUACCAGAUUUUGCUACUGGAGAGCGUGAAGACUACCGUCAAUGAGGCUCGGGAAGAGGAAUUGGAUGGGCUUGAGAGCUAUUCAUGCUGCAUUGGAGAACCGGGUUGCUUUUCACAAGCCUCUUCCCCCAAGACUACGCUUGGCAGCAGCAUAAUUGAAAAUUUCGAUCUCCCUGAGGGAUAUACUAUGAAUGAAGGGUUAAGUGGUGAGCUCCCUUUAACAUUUUCUUUGGACUUAAAAGCUUCGCAUCUUAUCGAUGAUGCGGUGAGACUGAGCUCGUUUAAUUUGCCUUGGACAAACUCCAUUUUCAAAGUACCGCCCUUAAGGUAA